AACUGCUUCUGUGAUGCAUAAGUAUAUUGCCCCGUUUCCUUAUCACAUUUGUUUUUGUUUUUGGUUUUAUUUUCAAAUCUGAAGCAUUUCUGUUUCAGGUUGUGUGCUAAAUUCUUUCCACCUGUCCUAGAUUCCAUAAGCACGCCCUGUGAGCAAUGUUUUUCUUUCAUAACAAAUCAAUAAACAUACUUUCCGCUGGCUUGGGUGCCACUACAAAUUGGGUUCCCUUCCCUCGAGUCAUUUGCCUGCUGCUCCCGGAUCAUGCAAAGCCUCAUCAUACCACCUCUGCGGCCUAUCAGGCAGGCUUAUCUCAUCGUACCUUUGCGUACAACUCUGAUUCAUCCAUAGCCUUGGCGUACAACUCUGAUUCAAAUCGUUGUCAUUUGUCAAUUGUUGAUAAUCAACUCGCCUCUGUAGUUUCCCAUGCGAAAGCUCCACGACACUCACACGCAACUGCUCCAUCAGCCAAUCAGAGCUGAGAGGGCCAAGUCCUGUGAACCGGCCCAAUUAUUCAACUCAAAUGGCGUCAGCUUCGUAGAGGCCGUGUCACUCUGAUUUGUUCUCUAAGCACGCGCCAUUUCAGAUUCAUAUCACCAGCUAAUUGAUCCAAUUGCUAUCGGGUCAGCCGUCGCCAUGUCGUCGUCGCUGUACAAGCAGAUGGGCCUUUCCGGAGCCGGCUCCCCGCUCACCGGCCGCCACGUCGCCCUCCUCAUCCUCGGCGCCGGCUUCCUCGCGCUCACCGUCUUCGUCGUGCACCCCAACGAGUUUGAAAUCCAAUCCUUCUUCGCAGGCGGCGGCAGCAGCAGCAGCUGCGACCGCCGCCCCGGCACGGACACAGCUGCUGCCGCAGCCACCAGUCCCCACGGUGCCACCACCACCACCACCACGGAGAAGGAGCUCGCCGCAGCACGGGCGCCGGCGCCGGCUCCGGACGACGACGACGACGACGUGCGCGUCCUCAUCGGCAUCCAGACGCUGCCGAGCAAGCGCGCGCGGCGGCACCUGCUGCGGGACGUCUACUCGCUGCAGGCGCAGGAGCACCCGUCGGUGGCCCGCGGCGUGGACGUCCGGUUCGUGUUCUGCAACGUGACGUCCCCCGACGACGCGGUGCUCGUGGCGCUGGAGGCCAUCCGCUACGGCGACAUCAUGGUGCUGGACUGCGCGGAGAACAUGGACAACGGCAAGACGUACACCUUCUUCUCCACCGUGGCGCGCGCGUUCAGCGGCAGCGACCGGCGGCGGCGGCCGAGGAGGAGGUACGAGUACGACUACGUGAUGAAGGCCGACGACGACACGUACCUGCGUCUGCCGGCGCUGGUGGCGUCGCUGCGCGGCGCGGCGAGGGAGGACGCCUACUACGGGCUGCAGAUGCCGUGCGACACGGAGAACUUCUACCCGUUCCCGCCCUUCAUGUCCGGGAUGGGGUACGCGCUGUCGUGGGACCUGGUGCAGUGGGUGGCGUCGUCGGACCUGGCACGGCGCGAGCAGGACGGGCCCGAGGACAUGUGGACGGGGCGGUGGCUCAACCUCGCCGGCAAGGCCAAGAACCGGUACGACAACGCGCCCAGGAUGUACAACUACAAGGGAGCCUCGCCGGACAGCUGCUUCCGGCACGGAUUCGUCCCGGACACCAUCGCCGUGCACAUGCUCAAGGACGACGCGAGGUGGGCCGAGACGCUCGCCUACUUCAACGCCACCGCCAGCCUCCCGCGCUCCGGCGGCCUAUACCACCUGCCGGUGCCGGCGGCCAGCCCCUGACGAGACGACGAGCUCGAUCAAGUGUUGUUGAACCGUUCGUCGGCCUUUUGCCGGUUCGCUCUCGUCGGCCCCUGAUGCGUGCGUUGAAUUGAAUAGUGUGAUCAAGGGUUGGUGGCGGUAGUUAGGCCAGAGGAUAUAUAUAGGUAAUAGUAUACGUGUUCGUUCGGAGUUGCCGUGUUGCUGAAUUAUACUACAAUGACGUAAUUGAUUUUUUUUGUUUUUGUUUUGAGAUUUCGAGUCUCGAGAAUCGAUUUUGAUGGUCUUGUUUGAUGUCAGCCAAA
This is a messenger RNA of Sorghum bicolor (sorghum), 2039 nucleotides long. RefSeq names its product beta-1,3-galactosyltransferase pvg3. The coding region runs from base 634 to 1758 and encodes 374 amino acids. The transcript has a single exon. Gene Ontology annotation, molecular function: hexosyltransferase activity. The record is from RefSeq and is a predicted model, not a curated record. NCBI's taxonomy places the organism in Eukaryota, Viridiplantae, Streptophyta, Magnoliopsida, Poales, Poaceae. Gene Ontology annotation, cellular component: Golgi membrane.